Messenger RNA from Strigops habroptila (Kakapo), 2183 nucleotides. RefSeq names its product Enah/Vasp-like (gene EVL). The record is from RefSeq and is a predicted model, not a curated record. Gene Ontology annotation, cellular component: cytoskeleton. Gene Ontology annotation, biological process: protein homotetramerization; actin polymerization or depolymerization; positive regulation of actin filament polymerization. Gene Ontology annotation, molecular function: actin binding; profilin binding; SH3 domain binding. The transcript has 14 exons. Bases 362 to 1612 code for a protein of 416 amino acids. Lineage: Eukaryota; Metazoa; Chordata; Aves; Psittaciformes; Psittacidae.
UCACCUGCGCUGCCCGCGGGGGACCGCGCCGGGCUCCCCCCGCGUUCCGCCCGCGGAGGCUGCGCGGGGCGGGGUGGGGCGGCGCCGCGGCCCCGCCGCGCGUGGGAGCGGAGCGGAGCGGCGCGGGGCGGGCGGUGGCGGCGGCGCUUUGUCCUGCCCACACGCACACACAGACACACGCAGCAGCCGGGCGGGAGCCGGCAACAUGGCCGGGCCGGCGGAGGGGCUGCCCGCCGCCGCCGCGCUGCCCGGUUAGCGCCGCGGGGCCCGGCGCUGCGAGUGGGGCGGCGCCGCCGCCAGAGCCCGCACCCCGCACCCCGCCGCCAGUCCCCGGCCGCGGCCGCCGCGCCCCGUCGGGAAGAUGAGUGAACAGAGUAUUUGCCAAGCCCGAGCUUCAGUUAUGGUCUAUGACGAUACCAGUAAGAAAUGGGUGCCAAUCAAACCUGGACAGCAGGGAUUCAGCAGAAUCAACAUAUACCACAACACGGCCACUAACACCUUCAGGGUAGUUGGAGUUAAACUGCAAGAUCAACAAGUAGUGAUUAAUUACUCAAUUGUGAAAGGAUUGAAGUACAAUCAAGCAACACCUACCUUUCAUCAAUGGCGCGACGCACGGCAGGUCUAUGGCUUGAAUUUUGCAAGCAAAGAAGAGGCCACCACUUUCUCCAAUGCAAUGCUAUUUGCUCUGAAUAUCAUGAACUCACAAGAUGGAGGUCCAGCUGCCCAGCGCCAGGUCCAGAAUGGGCCAUCUCCAGAUGAGAUGGAAGCACAGAGAAGACAAGUGAUGGAGCAACAGCAACAGCGCCAGGAAUCUCUGGAAAGAAGAACCUCUACCACAGGCCCAGCACUUCCUCCUGGUCAUCCCAGUGGCGCUGCUGUGAUCCCCACUUCGUCCGGGGGGCCCCCACCUCCGCCACCCCCCCCAGUCCCUCCACCACCCAUGGGAGCUGCGCCCCCCCCACCUCCCCCGCUGCCGGCAGGCGCCGGGCAAGGGGUUGGCACUGAAGAUGGGUCAGUGUCAGGGCUCGCAGCGGCUCUGGCUGGUGCCAAACUAAGGAGAGUACAACGGCCAGAAGAUGGUUCAGGAGGGUCCAGCCCCAGUGGGGUCUCUAAGAGCGAUGCCAAUCGAACAAGUAGUGGAGGAGGCGGAGGAGGACUAAUGGAAGAAAUGAAUAAAUUGCUGGCAAAAAGGAGGAAAGCAGCAUCGCAGUCAGACAAGCCAGCUGACAAAAAGGAAGAGGAAAGCCAAAAUGAUGAUGCUAGCACCUCUCCUUCACCCAGUACACGAGGUUCCACCCAGCAGCAGCAAAAUUCAUCAGACUCUGGGAAGAAGCCAUGGGAAAGGAGCAAUUCUGUUGAAAAGCCUGUAUCUUCAUUACUUUCUAGAAAUCCAUCAGUGGUGAAGAGCUGUGAAGCUAAGAGCCCCACACAAUCCCACGUGUCUUCUAGGAUGAAGCCAGUGAGCAGCAGCAAUGAUGUGGCUAUGGAUGCCUUAGAUUUUGAUCGAAUGAAACAGGAAAUAUUGGAGGAAGUUGUAAGAGAGUUACACAAAGUGAAAGAGGAGAUAAUUGAUGCCAUACGGCAGGAGUUGAGUAGAAUCAGUACAACAUAAUGAUUGCAAAGCAUUUGGACGGUACUAAGAAUGCUAGGAAGAUCGGAUCAUUUCUAAGUGUACCAAGGUCAUGCAAGAUGGUGAGAGAGGACACCGGCACUGUCUUUGUUCUUAUACCCUUUUUAUUAGCAGACUCAGCACACUUUGAAGCUUGCUGCUGCCUUGGAUUCGCUUCAUUUUAAAAGUCUUAAUCUAAAGAAUAUUAAAUUUUAAAUUUCUGGAUUUUUUAGAUUUCAUCUGACACUGCACAUUGGAUUUGUCAGCCUUUUUUGUAUUUUGUAUUUGCUUAUUUAAAUGUAUUACCUUUCUUUUUAGUAGUAGAUAAGAACACACGUGAACCAUUUGCUUUUGAUAGAUGACUUCAAAGUAAUUUUACUAGUAGUCUGCAAUGUAAAUGAAGAUCCUUUGCCAACAGAAAUGUAUUGAGGCAUCAUGAGAAGAAACAGAGACAUGUUAGUUGUCAGCCAACAAGUUCUUUGUCUCAGAGUUAUCACAAUAUAAAAAAAAUGGUACGUCAGUGCAUCACAGUAUCUGUGUUCAUAUUGGUAAUAAACUGUUUAUUGUCCACAUG